Messenger RNA from Aptenodytes forsteri (emperor penguin), 561 nucleotides. RefSeq names its product GTP cyclohydrolase 1 (gene GCH1). Gene Ontology annotation, cellular component: cytoplasm. The record is from RefSeq and is a predicted model, not a curated record. Lineage: Eukaryota; Metazoa; Chordata; Aves; Sphenisciformes; Spheniscidae. The transcript is spliced from 5 exons. Gene Ontology annotation, biological process: tetrahydrobiopterin biosynthetic process; tetrahydrofolate biosynthetic process. Gene Ontology annotation, molecular function: GTP cyclohydrolase I activity; zinc ion binding; GTP binding. The annotation marks the transcript as partial.
UCAGAUGUUCUGAAUGACGCCAUCUUUGAUGAAGAUCAUGAUGAGAUGGUAAUUGUGAAGGACAUAGACAUGUUCUCAUUGUGUGAGCAUCACCUCGUUCCAUUUGUUGGAAAGGUACAUAUUGGCUAUCUUCCUAACAAACAAGUCCUUGGCCUCAGCAAGCUUGCUAGGAUCGUGGAAAUAUACAGUAGAAGAUUACAAGUCCAGGAACGCCUUACCAAACAAAUUGCAAUAGCCAUCACAGAAGCCUUACAGCCCGCUGGAGUUGGAGUGGUUAUUGAAGCUACGCAUAUGUGUAUGGUAAUGCGUGGGGUACAGAAAAUGAACAGUAAGACAGUAACCAGCACAAUGUUGGGGGUAUUUCGGGAAGAUCCAAAGACCCGUGAAGAAUUCUUGACACUCAUCAGGAGCUAAAACUGUGUUAUCCUCUAAACGCACUCUGGAGAUUGUUCUGUUCAGUGUCACUGUCUGUUCUUACUUGUUCCUACAUCUCACUUUUAAACUAAAUUGUUGUGAAUUGUUGUCAUAGUCUUUGUGCAGUAAAAGACUUCUGAUGGCGAA